Chenopodium quinoa (quinoa) is the source of this 552-nucleotide messenger RNA. RefSeq lists its product as uncharacterized. The coding region runs from base 1 to 552 and encodes 183 amino acids. Lineage: Eukaryota; Viridiplantae; Streptophyta; Magnoliopsida; Caryophyllales; Amaranthaceae. The transcript is spliced from 2 exons. Gene Ontology annotation, molecular function: nucleic acid binding. The record is from RefSeq and is a predicted model, not a curated record.
AUGGAUAACCAAGUAGGGGAUAUGAAAUUAGAUCGCAUAAGGGAGAAGGUCAAGCAAGGGAAGGCGACUGAGUUCAAAAUCCAUGAUGAUGGAAGUAUUCGAUUCAAGGGGAGGUGGUGUGUACCAAAAAAGUGUGAGGAGUUGAAGAAGAAGUUGAUGGAAGAAGGGAACAAUACACCCUAUUCAAAACAUCCAGGAGGAGAUAAGCUUUACAAAGAUUUGAAAAAGGUGUAUUGGUGGCCUAAAAUGAAGAAGGAAGUGGCAGAGUUUGUAGCCAAAUGUCUAGCCUGUCAGAAAACUUACCAAAUCGGAAGUGUUUAUACUAAUGAAAGAGACUUGAAAAAUGAACAACUUGCAAAGGCUUACAUCAAAAAAGUUGUGAGGCUACAUGGAGUUCCUAAGGAUAUCGUUUCUGAUGGGGAUUCUAGGUUUCUUUUGAACAACUGGAAAAGUGUUCAGGAGACCUUUGGUACGACAUUGAAGAUGAGUACAACAUUUAACCCACGGAAGGACAAUCUAAGAGAACUAUCCAAACCUGGGAAGAUAUGUUAA